Molecule: messenger RNA, 2712 nt
Organism: Mytilus trossulus (common blue mussel)
Lineage: Eukaryota; Metazoa; Mollusca; Bivalvia; Mytilida; Mytilidae
Product: zinc finger BED domain-containing protein 4-like
Exons: 2
Coding region: 599-2431 (610 amino acids)
Biological process (GO): regulation of transcription by RNA polymerase II
Cellular component (GO): nucleus
Molecular function (GO): protein dimerization activity; DNA binding
Source: RefSeq, a predicted model, not a curated record
CAUGGGGUAAUCGUAAUCAGUAAUCGUAAUCAGCUGUAAUCGAUUACAUUUUGUCAUGUAAUCACAUGUAAUCAGUAAUCAUUCAUUUUCUGAUUACAAGUAAUCGGAAUGUAAUCGAUUACAUUGCAAAAAACAGGUGUAAUCAUGAUUACUUUUAGAUUACUUUUAGAUUACAUUUAUAUGAUUACUUGAUGAUUACAAAUUUUAGAGACAUAAUUUAUUUUUAAAAUAAAUCAUGCUUGCACAUUAAACUUAGGUUUACAAUGUUUUACAUUGUCCAAUUGUCAUUGAUCUUUAUUACUGUUUGAAAAAGUUUUGUAUAACUAUGGUUAAGAUUUGAGAUUGAUUUAAGAUUUAAACUAUUUAAUUAGAAAAAAGUGAAACAUGUUUAUUUUCUAUACUUCAGUGAUCACACUGGUUUAAACUAGAAUUUUCUUAGUAUUAACUCUUGCAUUGAAAUCUACUCACUAGUUAUUUUCACUCUUUUUAUUGGAUAUUUAAAUUUUCUUUGUUGAAAGAUUUUAUUUAUAUUAUAAGUCUAUAACUAAGCUUUUAUCUUUAAUUUUUGAAUUGGAUGUUAUGUUGAAAUUUAUAUAAAAUGUCUGCUUUGAAACACUUUGUGUUUCCCGAUCAUGCACCAAAUUCUGGGACUGUGAAGGCAAAGUGCAAAUAUUGUCCAACAUACAUCUCUGGCAAUGCCAAAACAACAUCAAACUUUGUGACACAUUUAAAGAGAAAGCACAGAGACAUUUUCAUUCAAAGUAAAUCUGAGGAUGGUACACAAAUAUCGCAAACAAAUAUAAGCAACUUUACAAAAUCUACAUCAGUUUCAAAAUACUCUGCCAAUGAUGCUUCUCAAAUACAGAUUACAGAUGCUUUGGUUUCAUUUGUAGCUGGAAAUUUAACACCACUCUCAGUUGUAGAGAGUCCUGAAUUCAAGACCUUUGUCGAAUCAUUGAAUCCAAAAUAUCAACUUCCUAGCAGGAAACAUCUUUCUACCAAACUAUUACAUCAGAAAGCAAGCAAUAUUCAAUCAAAUAUAAAGGAAAAAUUACUAUCAGCAGAAAGUGUGUGUCUGACUAUCGAUUUAUGGUCUAAUCGUCAGAUGAAGGGAUUCUUAGGAAUCACAGGUCAUUUCAUACUUGAUUGGUGCAUGAAGUCUAUCAUGGUAUCUUGUAAACGUUUUAAGGGGAAACACUGUACUGAGAAUAUACGCCAGGAAUAUGAAGAGGCAGUUGCUUGUUACAAUAUUGCAGACAAAAUUACACACAUUAUAACUGACAAUGCUUCAAACAUGACCAAAGCAUUUGACUUCAGUCUCCCGGGAUAUACAUGUAAUAAUGAGGAAAAAAAUUCUAAAUCAGACAGUGAAGAUGAAAAUGACGAAUCUGAAUUGGAACCUAUUUAUAUUGACUUUCCUGAAGAUGAUUUACCAAAACAUGGAAGAUGUUAUGCUCAUACCCUACAACUGGUGGUAAGAGAUGGAUUAAACGAUGCUAGUCCACAUUUAAAAACAGUUAUCAGUAAAGCAUCAAAUAUUGUAAGAUAUGUGCGAAAGUCCAUAAAUGCAUCUGACAUCCUAGAAGGGGAGAAAAGGCUACAAGCUGACAACGCAACACGGUGGAAUUCACAAAUAACUAUGAUUCGCUCUGUUCUUGAAGUGUCUGAAGAAAAGUUGAAUAAACUAGAUACAAUUAAACUCACUGGAUAUGAGCGUAAACUAUUACAAGAACUAUGCUUAGUGCUUAAGCCUUUUGAGGAUGCCACAAUAAUGGUACAAAAGGAAAUUAAUGUGUCAGGAAGUUUAGCUGUUCCAGUUACACUAGGACUUGAACACAAACUUGCAGAACUGUCUACCACAUACAACAACAAAAUGGUUUCAACACUGAUGUCCUCAAUGACAAAACGACUAUCAUGCUUUAAAUCUGAAGAUGUAUAUCUGAUUUCAGCAAUAUUGGAUCCUAGGUUCAAACUAAGAUGGUCAAAAGAUCCAGUUGCAAUGGAGGAGAAGCUUCUAACAUAUGCAAGGAAGCAAAAAGUUGAUUGUGAAAAUUACAGUGAUGAAAGUUUUCCCCCAAGGAAGAUGUCCAAAUCUGAUGACACAGGAUUGUUCAGUUUCAUGACACCAACAAAGGGGAGGAAAAAGCAUAUCUCAGGUGAUAUUGUUAAAAUGGAAAUUUCGCAAUACCUUCUUGAGCCAUGUGAUGAUGCAUGUGAUCCAUUAAAGUACUGGAAUGACCAUACUGAGAUAUACCCAAUACUGACAAAACUUGCAAAGACUUAUCUCACAAUUCCUGCUACUUCUGCUCCAAUUGAACGACUUUUUAGUGUUGCUGGAAAAUUCUUUAGGCCAGAUAGAUGCAGACUUAGUGAUUCAACCUUUCAAAUGCUGAUGAUGAUAAAAUGCAAUGAAAAAUUUGCAAUUGCAUAAAGGACUUAUGGCUGCAUUAUCAAACAGUACAAGUAUCACUUUACUUAACUUGUAUAUAUUUAUGAUAUUAAAAAAAUUCUAUAGAUUUAGUUUGUUGAUGUUAAGUAAAAUAUACAAUGUAAUCAUAAGUAAUCACAAGUAAUCAUGAUUACAAUGGAGAAAAGUAAUCUAAUGUAAUCAAUUACAUUUGAAAUUGGGUGUAAUCAUAAUGUAAUCGAUUACAUAAAAUAAGCAAAGUAAUUGUAAUGUAAUCGAUUACAUUUCAAAGUAAUCGACCCCAU